AUGGCGGACGCGGGGGACGCGAAGACUACUGCAAUGGAGGCCGAGAAGAAGAAAGACCAGAGCCUGCCCUUCUACCAGCUCUUCUCCUUCGCCGACCGCCUCGAUUGGUUGCUCAUGGCUGGGGGAAGCCUCGGUGCCGUCAUUCAUGGGUCCGCCAUGCCUGUUUUCUUCCUCCUCUUUGGCAACCUCGUCAAUGGCUUCGGUAAGAAUCAGCACGACCUCAGCAAGAUGAUCGAGGAGGUAUCCAAGGUACACUCGCUGCAGCCACUGGCUUCUCGCCAUAGCCGGCACGACAUCUUCUUCUCUUGCCGGAAAUGCCUGCAUCAUUCGUUGCAAUGCUCUCAGUUCUCUUCUUCUAUCCUGCAGUACGCACUCUACUUCGUCUACCUGGGGCUCAUAGUAUGCAUAUCUUCCUACGCCGGUGAGUACUGCUCGCGCUGAUUUGCCUACUCUAUCCGUCACCUGAUUUGCGUCUUUCGAUUUGCUCUUUUUGCUCUAAAUAUUGAGAUCUCACGGAGAGCUACCCAGUGACGAGAUGUGACUGUGCCAACUUCGCCGCGGUGGGACGGGAGGGGGCGGGGGGGCGACGACGUAAGGACGUUGACUAGUCUGUCCUCUCCGUUUAUCUUGGUUCCCAUCCCCGUUUCUCCCUCCGCCGCCCGCACACACACACCCUCUCUCUCUCUCUCCAACCCUAUCCCGAGCCCCACGCAGCCUAUCUUUUUCUUACAUUGUCGCUAUAGCAAAGACCUCGUGGAACUAAAAGCAAUUAAAUGGGCCGGGGCGAAGCGUCUGGUGCUCUGAGAUCCGGGAUUCAGCCGUGCUUUUUUUUUUCUUCUUCCUCAUUCUCCCCACUAUAUUUCCGAGUCCCCAUACCGUCUACGUCUACAGCUUCGUCCCCAAGCGAAUGGGCUCUUGCCGGAUGUAGAGGAUGAUGUGCCCAAGAUCUGUCGGUGUUCGGCAACGGUAGUGAAAGGUGACGUGACAUUCUGAUGGUCCCCUUGGCUUCUUGCAGAGAUAUCAUGUUGGAUGUACACCGGAGAGAGGCAGGUGAUUGCUCUGCGAAAGCGGUUCUUGGAGGCCGUCCUACGGCAGGAUGUUGGGUUCUUCGACACAGACGCUCGCACCGGGGACAUUGUGUUCAGCGUCUCCACAGACACUCUUCUUGUCCAGGAUGCCAUCAGCGAGAAGGUAAACUGGAAGCCGCAUCCCCUCCUUGUGUACAAUUUGGUGACGCAGUCGUCAUGACGCUCCAGCUACCCUCAGGUCGGCAACUUCAUCCACUAUCUCUCGACAUUCUUGGCUGGGCUGGUGGUGGGAUUUGUUUCCGCGUGGCGUCUGGCCUUGCUUAGCGUGGCGGUGAUCCCCGGUAUAGCCUUCGCGGGAGGUCUAUACGCCUACACUCUCACCAGCCUCACCUCCAAGAGUCGCGAUUCCUACGCCAAUGCCGGCAUUAUCGCCGAACAGGUGAGGUCACUUGGUUCUGAACUUCGGCAGUUAUUUUGUCAAAGAAAUACAAUUUCUCUCUUGGCGGCGAAAGCUAAAAGUAGAAAAAGGAUCACCUUUAAGCUUCCUCAAUGAACUGAUAGAGUCUGGGCAGUGCCCAUACUCAUAGGUUGCGGUAACCAUGGUCACCUCGGAAACGGUCGUCACUGAUCCUCACCUCCCGAAGUAAAUUAUCAUGGCCGUACACACUGUUCCAUGUGAGAAAAAAUGGAAGCCGGUCGACGGCUGACGUUGGAUGCGGAGGUUCUGUGAAGAUAUCAUGGUUCAUCUGUGAACCAAAGAUUUACAGGACGACGCCUUUAAUGGGACCUCCCUCGUGCUUACGUCUGACAUUUUGUUGUGGUGUUUCCUGGAUUUAUACUCUCAACUGUUACUGCAUUUGUUUCUUUCCCGCUGUCUUAGUCAUCUGGAGCAACUCGCAGAUGUGGAUUAAACUAUUCGUUGUUGACUCCUUUAACCCGUCCACAUCCAUACUGCUCUCCUUGUCCUUUAAACCAUAUUAAUCCGGGAUGUGAAUGUUCCUCGAAUACAUUGUUUAUUAGAAGAUUUACCAUGCCCUUCCAAGCGAUUAUUGUUUCGACAUUCUAAUUUUCUCAGUGGCACUUAUUGGGAAUAAUAACCAUAGACUUUUUUAGGGUUAUUUUUUACGUCCUGAUUCUUCACUCUUCCCCUUGUCGGAAAGUGGCAGAAAAUAGAGGAUUCUUUUCACUCAAAUUUUGGCUAGGGUUUGUCAGCACAAGUUGAAACUAUGCUUACAUUAACUGUAGUAAAGAUGAAUAAAUGAGGAGAUGUAGUAAAAGCCUUGCAUGGCCUCGGAUAAAACAUAUGCAACCACGUUUGUACUGAAAUCACUCUGUGAAACAGACCGGUUGAAAAUACCUUUAAAUAUUACUUGUUAAUAUUCCAUCAUCUAAAUUUGGUUCCAGAGUGAAAUUGGAACAUAACUGUAGUAGGUACUAAUUAUCUAGCAAUUCGUGGAUACUCUGGCCACUUAUGGAAUCAGCAAGCAAUACUUCCUUUUUCAAAUGAGAGGAGCGCUGAAUAGUAACAAUUAAAGUGUUUUCUUGGUUUGGAAUGCAAAGUUUCUUGGGCUUUAUACUUUUAUGUCUUCCGAUGAACUUCCAAUGAACUUCCAAUGAGUUUGAUGAUGGUAUAAUUAAUUGAUGUAAGCUUAUCUGACUUGCAUUGGCAGAUAGUUUUAACCCUUAGUUGAGCUCAUCUACACAUUGAGUCUGUUUAAAUGAAACAAACGCGUGCAGAUUCUAGUCUUUGGAUCGGAAUCGUAGAUGUUUUGGAAGAUUUGUCGUUUAUGACCUUUAUGCCUUUUGAUCUUUCUCUCGCCUUUCGUUGUGAUUGGCUAACUGAAAAGUUACUUCAUGCUUUAUAAUAGGCAAUUGCACAAGUUCGAACAGUGUACUCUUUUGUUGGGGAGUCCAAGUCCUUGGCUUCCUAUUCGGAAGCAAUACAAAACACAUUGAAGCUCGGAUACAAGGCAGGGAUGGCAAAAGGUCUGGGAAUCGGGUGCACAUAUGGCAUUGCUUGCAUGUCGUGGGCUCUGGUUUUCUGGUAUGCUGGUGUCUUCAUCCGUGAUGGGCAGACUGAUGGUGGAAAGGCUUUCACAGCCAUAUUCUCUGCUAUAGUUGGUGGCAUGUAAGUCCCUCAAUCUGCACUGAGCUCACCUAAAUCAUAUGUCAGUAAACCAUCUAUCUGAUCUUCCCAUAAAUGUUCUAUUUCUCCUCAUGUUCCUCUGCAGGAGUCUUGGUCAAUCUUUUUCAAACCUUGGUGCUUUUACCAAAGGAAAAGUAGCGGGGUACAAAUUGACUGAGAUAAUUCGGCAAAGACCUACAAUAAUUCAAGAUUCAUCUGAGGGGAAGUGCCUGGAUGAGGUCUUUGGGAAUAUUGAGUUCAAAGUAGUGACAUUUAGCUACCCUUCACGUCCAGAUGUUAUUAUUUUCCGUGGUCUCUCCCUUUUCUUCCCUGCUGGGAAGACUGUUGCAGUUGUUGGUGGUAGUGGAUCUGGAAAGAGCACCGUAGUCUCUCUGAUAGAAAGAUUUUAUGAUCCUAACCAGGGUACUUUCACCUCAAACUCAUAUUUGAAUAAAAUAGAUUAAAAUACUAGGCUUGGAAGAAGAUCAUUAUAUAAUACUUUGUUCCUUAUUGCAGGGCAAGUUCUUCUCGACAACGUGGAUAUAAAAACGCUUCAGCUCACAUGGCUUCGGGACCAAAUAGGCCUGGUGAACCAAGAACCAGCACUCUUUGCUACGACCAUACUUGAAAAUGUACUCUAUGGAAAGUCUGAUGCCACGAUUGCUGAAGUUGAAGCUGCUGCGUCUGCGGCAAAUGCUCAUAGCUUUAUCUCCCUUCUUCCCAACGGUUACAACACGCAGGUUUGUAUGUCUGGAUUUCGUGUCUACUGGGUUUUCUGAUCGGACGUGUGAGCUUUCUGGGCUCUUUCUCAUUUCAACUAUGUGCUUCAAUUCUGUUUUCUGACAUUCAAUGACAACCCAGGUAGGAGAGCGAGGAGUUCAACUGUCUGGGGGCCAGAAGCAGCGGAUAGCAAUAGCAAGAGCCAUGCUCAAGAAUCCCAAGAUUCUCCUUUUGGAUGAAGCUACUAGUGCCCUUGAUGCUGGCUCCGAGAGGAUUGUCGAAGAAGCGCUUGAACGCAUCAUGGUAGGGAGAACGACCGUGGUCGUUGCACACCGCCUCUCCACCAUAAGGAAUGUGGACAUGAUCGCCGUGAUCCAGCAAGGUCAGGUUGUUGAGACUGGAACCCACGACGAACUAAUCGCCAAAGGAAAUUCCGGGGCAUACUCCUCCCUUAUCCGUUACCAGGAGAUGGCGAGGAACAGAGACUUCUCUUCCCGCAGGUCUCGUUCUUCUCGGCUGAGCCACUCACUUUCCACCAAAUCCCUCAGCCUCAGGUCAGGAAGCUUGAGGAACUUGAGCUACCAGUAUAGUACAGGGGCAGACGGGCGCAUAGAGAUGGUUUCCAACGCAGACAAUGACAGAAAGUAUCCGGCUCCUGAUAAUUACUUCUCUAGGCUUCUCAAGUUGAACGCUCCUGAAUGGCCUUAUGCUAUCUUAGGCUCUCUAGGGUCUGUCCUGUCUGGGUUCAUCGGCCCCAUAUUUGCUAUAGUGAUGAGUAAUAUGAUCGAGGUGUUCUACUAUCGGAAUCCAGAUGCUAUGGAGAGGAAGACGAAGGAAUUCGUGUUCAUAUACAUCGGAACAGGGCUUUAUGCCGUCAUGGCCUACCUGGUGCAGCACUAUUUCUUCAGUAUCAUGGGGGAGAACCUCACGACCAGGGUGAGAAGAAUGAUGCUAGCAGGUAACUAAUUUCCCCGUUCAUCUUCGUUUGGAAGAAAAAGGUUUCUCUUUUUCAUGGUGGGUUGUUGUUAUUCAUGGAGGAAACCCCCCUUGCUCGUUCAGCUAUCCUCAGGAACGAAGUCGGCUGGUUCGAUGAGGAAGAGCACAACUCGACUCUCGUCGCGGCCCGUCUGGCCACCGACGCCACCGACGUGAAGUCCGCCAUCGCCGACAGGAUCUCAGUGAUUCUGCAGAACAUGACCUCGCUCCUGAUAUCUUUCAUCGUCGGCUUCGUUAUAGAAUGGCGCAUUUCAUUGCUCAUUCUCGCCACAUUCCCACUGCUCGUCCUCGCCAACUUCGCCCAGGUAACCUUCGUUUUUGCCUGCUACCCUUUUAUCCUAUGCUGUGAGCCGAAGACCCCCGCAUCUUCUCCUUCUUCUUCUUCAAUGUGUGGUGUCGCUGGUAUGCGUGGUUGCAGCAAUUGUCGUUGAAGGGAUUCGCCGGGGACACCGCCAAGGCGCACGCGAAGACGAGCAUGAUCGCCGGCGAGGGCGUGAGCAACAUCCGCACGGUGGCCGCCUUCAACGCGCAGGAGAAGAUCGUCUCCCUUUUCCGGCAGGAGCUCCGCACACCGCAGCGCCGCAGCCUGCGGCGCAGCCAGACCUCGGGCUCCCUCUUCGGCGUCUCCCAGCUCCUCCUCUACGCCUCGGAGGCCCUCAUCCUCUGGUACGGCGCUCACCUGGUCCGCUCCGGCGCCUCCACCUUCUCCCAGGUCAUCAAGGUCUUCGUCGUCCUCGUCAUCACUGCCAACUCCGUCGCCGAGACCGUCAGCCUCGCCCCGGAGAUCGUCCGCGGCGGCGAGUCCAUCCGCUCCGUCUUCUCCAUCCUCGACCGCGCCACCCGCAUCGACCCCGACGACCCCGAGUCCGAGCCCGUCGACUCCCUCCGCGGGGAAGUCGAGCUCCGGCACGUCGACUUCGCCUACCCGUCCCGCCCGGACCUCCCCGUCUUCAAGGACCUGAACCUGCGGAUCCGUGCCGGCCAGAGCCAGGCCCUCGUGGGCGCCAGCGGGUCCGGCAAGAGCUCCGUCAUCGCCCUCAUCGAGAGGUUCUACGACCCCACAGCCGGCAAGGUCAUGAUCGACGGGAAGGACAUACGGCGGCUCAACCUCAAGUCCCUGCGCCUGAAGAUCGGGCUUGUGCAGCAGGAGCCGGCGCUCUUCGCGGGCAGCAUCUUCGACAACAUCGUCUACGGCAAGGACGGCGCCGACGAGGACGAGGUGGUGGCGGCGGCGCGCGCCGCCAACGUGCACGACUUCAUCAGUUCCCUCCCCGACGGGUACAAGACGGCGGUGGGGGAGAGGGGCGUGCAGCUGUCGGGGGGUCAGAAACAGAGGAUCGCCAUCGCGCGGGCGGUGCUCAAGGACCCGGCCAUUUUGCUCCUCGACGAGGCCACCAGCGCGCUGGACGCCGAGUCGGAGUGCGUCCUCCAGGAGGCCCUGGAGCGGCUGAUGCGCGGCAGAACCACCGUCCUUGUGGCGCACCGCCUCUCCACCAUCAGGGGCGUCGACUCCAUCGCCGUCGUCCAGGACGGCCGCAUCGUCGAAUACGGCCCCCACGCGGAUCUGCUCUCCCGCCCCGACGGUGCCUACUCCCGCCUCCUUCAGCUCCAGCACCACACUCACCACCCUUGA
Spirodela intermedia is the source of this 6502-nucleotide messenger RNA. NCBI's taxonomy places the organism in Eukaryota, Viridiplantae, Streptophyta, Magnoliopsida, Alismatales, Araceae. The record is from the annotation of a GenBank genome assembly.